UUUUCAUUGCUUAAGAAGUAAAAUAAAUGAUCCAAAUGAAAUUCGUUUUACUGCUUUGUUCAUUAGUUGCUUUCGUGACAGCUGACGUUAGCCACUUAAGCAAUGAGUAUCUUCCACCCAAUCAUGCAGCUGCCUCCGCUCCAUCCGCAAGUUAUAGUGCCCCAGCUCCUAGUUAUAGUUUUGCUGCUUCUGCCCCAGGUCCAUCUUACAGUGCUCCUGCGCCAAGCUACGAGCCAGCACCAUCUUAUAUUGUUCCCGAUGUAUCCUAUGGAGAACCAGAAUAUGCUGCCUCAGAACCAGCUCCAGCUCAUAGUUUCUCCUCAUCGGAUGGUUAUCGUUACAAAACUCAAAGACGUGUAGUAUAUCGUCACCGUCAGCGUCGUGGCGCUCCUUCAAGCGAAUACUUGCCUCCAGCAGCAUCGUCACCAUCGGUUGAGUACUUACCACCUGCAGCAUCUGCUCCAGCACCUUCUUAUUCUGCAGCUCCGUCAUACGAGUCGGAAUCCUACACACCCGCUGCAUCUUAUCAGACAGAAUCGUACGCCGAGCCAUCAUAUGCUGAGUCUGCUCCUGGGCAUAGUUUCUCUUCUAAUGAUGGCUACCGAUACAAAACUGCUCGCCGUCGUGUAUAUCGUCGCCGUCGUUAUUAAUCAGUUCCAAAAGCUUACAAUGAAUAUUUUUUGUUGUAGCCAAUUGAUUUUUGUAACGCAUAGUAACUUGUCGAAUAAAUAUUCAUAACAGUUAUAUGAUCAGAAUCAGUA
This is a messenger RNA of Ceratitis capitata (Mediterranean fruit fly), 761 nucleotides long. RefSeq names its product cuticle protein 16.5-like. Lineage: Eukaryota; Metazoa; Arthropoda; Insecta; Diptera; Tephritidae. The transcript is spliced from 2 exons. The coding region runs from base 27 to 650 and encodes 207 amino acids. The record is from RefSeq and is a predicted model, not a curated record.